CCAAUUUUACUAUUUAAGUGUUUCUUUUAUUGGUCAAUUGUCUAAAUCAUUUCCAUUUGUUCAAAGGAUUGACCACUAAAAGUGACUUGUGACCUUUGAAGUUUCUCACCGACUCGCCUAAGGUUCCAGUCCAAUUGUGAUGAACUAAUUGUCAAAAAGUUUUCCUUUAUUAUUGUCUGAUUGUUAAAACAAAAGGAAUCAAUGAGAAAUUGAUUAACCAUUGUUACCUACCUACUGUAACCCUUGACCCUUGAGGGGAGAAAAUUUUUUCAAUGGAAAAAAUUUCAAUUUCAAAGUUACAAUUACUUGGAAUUUUGAUUAAACUCAUUAAGGGAAGAGGAUUAAUUAUGUUGUUGGUGUUAAUCUUCAUCUAUUAGGUUAACCUGGAUUAGUAUUGGAAGGAGACAAAAUUAGCAGGAAAUUUGGUCAAACUUUUUUGAAUGAUCGACAGAUCGUAUUUAGGUCAAGAGUCGCGCGAUUAACUCACAUCAUUUGAGCAAAUCGUCGAGAACGAUAAACUUUAACUUUGAUUAGUUGAUUGUUUUCAUUACAAUUUAAGUUCCCCCAAUCAAUAUGAUUCCAAUUGAACAGUUAUUCAAAUAUUUUACAUUUCCAAAAGUUGUUCCCAAUCAAAAGGAUAAAUUUCAAUCCGAUCCACUGUUUUGCCGAUUAAGUCGUGAAUCUGAGAUUCAAUAUGUUGGUUACAAGGAUCGCUCUUUAUUUCACCGUAAGAGAAAGUUCAUUAAUGAAAUUGAAUCCGGAACAGUAAAUAUUGUAUUUGUGUCAACCGCAAUUCACUUACAACUAAUUUUGAGCCCCGGUAAUAUUAAUAUCCUGGAAAAUAGAAAGGUUGAAUUCAGAUCAAGUUUAAUUUUUAACGGUGUUUGUGUCCAGUGUAAGGGUUGGAUUGACCUGGAGAAACUUGAAGGAAUCGGUUGUCUUGAAUACGAUCAUGUGAAUGGUGAAAUUGAAGAUACUCUCCUGAAAGAGCAGAUUAAAAAAAGGCCACAAGAAAAUGAUACAAUCGAUCAGCACCUUCGGACAUUUCAAUCAACAUCCCAUCGAGUUAAAGUGUAAUUCAUAUAAAAUAUCGUGAUAUCUUUUUGUACCUAAUUAAUUGUUAUCUAUUUGUAAUUAAUGUUAAAUCAGAACAAAAAAGAGGAAUAAAACUUUU
This is a messenger RNA of Panonychus citri (citrus red mite), 1174 nucleotides long. RefSeq names its product protein big brother-like. Bases 574 to 1077 code for a protein of 167 amino acids. The record is from RefSeq and is a predicted model, not a curated record. Gene Ontology annotation, biological process: regulation of transcription by RNA polymerase II. Lineage: Eukaryota; Metazoa; Arthropoda; Arachnida; Trombidiformes; Tetranychidae. Gene Ontology annotation, cellular component: core-binding factor complex; nucleus. Gene Ontology annotation, molecular function: transcription coactivator activity; sequence-specific DNA binding. The transcript is spliced from 4 exons.